UCUCAGCUAGCAUAAAAAGCCCCCGAUUCGGCGCUUAGUAAUCAUUCGCGGUUUUGGUUUUUUUUCCUGUUGCUGGGCAAGGUUGCGUUGAGGAGUUGGUGGCGCCGUCAUGUCUGGACGCGGCAAGCAAGGGGGGAAAGCGCGGGCGAAGGCUAAGACUCGCUCUUCCAGAGCCGGUCUCCAGUUCCCCGUCGGCCGCGUCCACCGGCUGCUGCGCAAAGGCAACUACGCCGAGCGGGUCGGCGCCGGGGCGCCAGUCUAUCUGGCGGCAGUGCUGGAGUACCUGACGGCGGAGAUCCUCGAGUUGGCCGGCAACGCGGCUCGGGACAACAAGAAGACCCGCAUCAUCCCGCGCCACUUGCAGCUGGCCAUCCGCAACGACGAGGAGCUCAACAAACUCCUGGGCAAAGUCACCAUCGCCCAGGGAGGCGUCCUGCCCAACAUCCAGGCCGUCCUGCUGCCCAAGAAGACCGAGAGCCACAAGGCUAAAGGCAAAUAAAAUCCUUUUUAACCCCAAUAGGAAGCUCCUCCUUCUCUUGAACCCAAAGGCUCUUUUCAGAGCCAC
This is a messenger RNA of Heteronotia binoei (common prickly gecko), 565 nucleotides long. Its product is annotated as histone H2A type 2-C-like. Gene Ontology annotation, molecular function: DNA binding; protein heterodimerization activity; structural constituent of chromatin. Gene Ontology annotation, cellular component: nucleosome. The transcript has a single exon. The record is from RefSeq and is a predicted model, not a curated record. Bases 110 to 499 code for a protein of 129 amino acids. NCBI's taxonomy places the organism in Eukaryota, Metazoa, Chordata, Lepidosauria, Squamata, Gekkonidae.